Molecule: messenger RNA, 1818 nt
Organism: Pararge aegeria (speckled wood butterfly)
Lineage: Eukaryota; Metazoa; Arthropoda; Insecta; Lepidoptera; Nymphalidae
Product: zinc finger protein SNAI2-like
Exons: 2
Coding region: 168-1298 (376 amino acids)
Biological process (GO): regulation of DNA-templated transcription
Molecular function (GO): DNA-binding transcription factor activity, RNA polymerase II-specific; RNA polymerase II cis-regulatory region sequence-specific DNA binding
Source: RefSeq, a predicted model, not a curated record
GAGUGCACACGUAUGUCUUUGCGUCCCGAACACGAGAAACUUUACUACGACUCCGAUGCGACAUUGUGAUUGAUGGACUGUUAUCAAACUAUAGUGAACUUGUGAUUAGAAUAUUUUGAAUUAAUCGGUUGAAAGUUUUACGAUAAGUGUUGUGAAAAAAGUGCAAGAUGCUUGUGGAAGAUUCUCAAUCUGCCCGUGCGUUGAUGUCGAAGAAAUAUGCGCAUUGCCCGCUGAAGAAGCGGCCGGUGCUGGUGCGGGAGGAGCGGCCGGCGACACCGCCCACUACGCCGCCUCACCCCGCCCACCUGGCUACGCGGCUAUAUUACGAUUAUCAUUGUGACACAGAAAAUGACGAGCCACAAAAUUUAAGCACAAAGCCUGAAGAUCUAUCAAAAACCGGCAAUUACCCCAGCAAAGCAAUGUCACCCGUUGCUACUGCGGCCAUUAAAGUAGAGCCAAAAGAGUGGUCUCAGCAGCACCUGGACUACCUAGCAGCGUGUCGGGCCAGAUUAGAGCCCAUGGCUACAGAACUUCCUCGACCAACACCACAUUACGCGUAUUUGCCCACCCUCUACCCAGCAUAUCCCUUGGAGGAGCUUUACCCCGCCGCGCCAGCUCUCUCUCCACCGGUGCACCCACAACUGUACACCAGAUAUUCACCCGCCUCGCCACCUUCCUCUUGUUCGCCGCCGCCAUGCCCUGAAGAUCUCCGCUCGCCGGGAUCUGUCUCCUCAGACUCUGGAGUCUCCGUGUCUGCACCCCGUCGUCCCCGUUAUCAGUGCCCUGAUUGUGCAAAAUCAUAUUCUACAUAUUCUGGCCUUUCAAAGCAUCAACAAUACCACUGCGCAGCUGCCGAAGGAAGUCUUGCCCGGAAAUCUUUCAGCUGCAAAUAUUGCGCGAAAGUGUACACAUCACUGGGUGCUCUCAAAAUGCACAUCAGGACCCACACGUUGCCUUGCAAAUGUCAUUUAUGCGGCAAGGCUUUCUCGCGACCAUGGUUGUUGCAGGGCCAUAUUCGCACCCACACCGGUGAAAAACCAUUUUCUUGCCACCAUUGUCGCCGCGCAUUCGCCGACAGAUCCAACCUUCGUGCACACCUACAAACUCACUCAGACGUUAAGAAGUACUCUUGCACGGGAUGCGGGAAAACGUUUUCUCGUAUGUCAUUAUUGAGCAAGCAUUUAGAAGGCGGAUGCGGUGCCCCAGUUGCGUCUCCUUAUGAAUAUCGUUCAGAAGCAAUCCCCUCGUCUCAUGCGCAUCAGCAACUUCCGUCUCACGCCACCGUUCAUGCUUAUUGAUAGACUGAAUACCGUAGUAUCCUCGAUCUCGAAUUAUUUAAAUUAAGUUCCACAAAGAACACUUACUAAUGUAUACAAGACCCGAUUAUUUUUAAAUAAAUUAUUCAUGUACAUUUUCAACGUUAAACUUAUGUGCUAUUAUACAUAUUGAAGUUGUUAUUAUGUGUAUUAGAAGGGACCAAUGUAUAAUAAGUGACUUAGAUGUAAGGUAGCGUAAGUAGUUUUUAGAUAUAUUUUUGUUUAGUCGCGCUGUUAUAGCGGCAUCGCUAGUCAUGUGGCAUUUGCCGAGUGUCAUACACUUUUAUAUUAUGCAUAUAUUCAUAUCCUAAGCCAUGUACAAAGUGCCUUAAUUAUAAAUAAUUAAUAUAUUCGUAAAACAAAUUAUAACAGUUGUAGGAUUACUAUUUUUAUUAUUUAAUAAGAUUUAUAAACACAAACCUAUUCAUGAGGCUGUAAAUUAUAAAACCGUUGUCGAUAUGCGUUCCUUUCUGUUACCUCCGAGGAAAAUAAAAAAGAUUUA